AUGCUCUUAUGUGACGAGGCCAUCGACGACAAGGAAUUUGAGAGGAUCUGCGCCGAGGUGGCCUCGACUAUGACAAUUCAUAUAGACUUCGUGUCUCUAUUGCAUCUCAUAGCGAAUUCAAAGAAUGCCCGCGCAGUCGUUGUGACAUGUGGCAUCCGUCGAAUCUGGGAUAUGAUCCUUGAACGAGAGCGUCUUACAGACACCGUGGAGGUCAUUGGUGGCGGACGCCUUGUCGAUGGCUUUGUUGUCACGCCUGUUGUCAAGAUGGUCGUCGUGAAUCGUCUACGCAGCUUCCAUUGUGCCCGGGUUUGGGGUUUCGGCGACAGCCCGCUGGAUCUCGACAUGCUCCAAAUGGCGAAUGGCGAACGAGGCUAUCGUCGUGACUGGCAACAAGGACACCCGCAGCCGGAGCAUGGAUAUGAUGCUCGAGAUGCUCUUGACAAUCAGGGGUUUCGGCCAUUCGGCCACGACAGGCAUCGGUUGCCUCUCGUGGACAUUACCGCACCAAACUUCGUCGCCACGAUUCUUGGCCAGGAAAAACAGGAUCCUGUUCGGGUCAUUCAUGCCACAAAGCGAGCAGCAGUCAAACUGCUAUCAACACCAAUGAGGAACAAAAGCCUCCCAGACCCGACACUCCACAAGACCUAUCAAGACGCCGAAUGGUAUCUCGGCAUAGAGCUGCUCGCCGAUCUCAUCGGGUUCAAAACCUUUCAAUCCCACACGCCCAAGGCUAUUUCACAGACGGAUACCGACUCUUCCACGAAAAAGAGACAUUGGUCGUGGGCGUCAUGCGCAGCGGCGAGCCGCUCGCCCUGGGCAUAA
This is a messenger RNA of Penicillium alfredii, 822 nucleotides long. RefSeq names its product HAD family hydrolase. The record is from RefSeq and is a predicted model, not a curated record. Lineage: Eukaryota; Fungi; Ascomycota; Eurotiomycetes; Eurotiales; Aspergillaceae. Bases 1 to 822 code for a protein of 273 amino acids. The transcript is spliced from 2 exons.